AAGCUCAGCUCAACAGGAAAUAAAACUGUGUUGUUAUGGUAACCAACAACCAGUGACUUCAUCAGCAGUAGCAUCUUUAUAGCUUCCUGUAAUUUGCGUAAACUCUGUGAUGUCAUCAGCUUUGACCGUUUUUUUUGUUGUUUUUUUCCCCAAAAUUCAGACAGUGUUGAAGAGCUCAUUUACAAUAAACACUUGAAACGAUGUUCCUGAUUCAAACAGGAUUUUAAUUUCUUUGGAACUUGAAUUCAAUCUGCAGGAACAACUUCUAAGAUAAGCUGAACUUAAUAUCAUCCAUCUAUUUACUUCCGCGUAUCCAAUUCAGGAUUGCGUGAAGCCUAUCCCAGCUGUUAUAGAGUAAAAGUCGGGGUAGACAUCGGGCAGGAUGCCAGUCUGUCACAGGGAUAACACACACAGAUAUUCCAAUAUUCACACCUAUAUGGGCAAUUUAGAUUCCCUAACUACAUGUGUUUGGACUGUUGGAGGAAGCGGAGUACCAGGAAAGAACACAAACACAGAGAGAACAUGCAGAAAGUCCUUGUCUGAGUGUUGGAUUCGAACCCAUGACCAUCUUGCUGUGAAGCAACAGUGCUAACCUCCUGCCCAUUUAUAUAUCACUUAUGAAUCAAAUAAUAAUCAUUUGGUUUAUUUCUAUAUGAUAAAAAAAUAAUUGGGGAUUGAUUUCACAAUCCGAUACAAAAAUAGAUUUAUCUCUUAAAUUUUUCAUUUGCAGACCUCAAGGACCUUUGAUGCUGAAACUGCCUCAUUGUUUUAGUGUUAUUUAGCUCUGCAGUCAAAGGUGUUUAGUUUAGUCUGAGGUAAACUAAAGAAAUGAUGAAUUAUCUGCGGUGUGGACAUUCAUCAGUCUCUCGCGACAAAGUCUAUAAAUGCUAACACCACUGCACCAGGGGUUCAUCCUAAUACGGAGCUCAUGUUCUGGAAGGGUUUGUGUGUCUGUAAUUAACAUCACAGACUCAAGGGGGUGCUAGUGUGACUAAGCACAAGCCUGCGCACCAAACUGCUUUUUCCCCCCUCUCUCUCUUUUUGCCUUGCAACGUGUGAAACUCAUAACUUCACGACAUAUCCAAGACUUUCAUUGGGAAAGGGUGGCUGGGGCUCCACAGCGAACUUCCUGCACAUGCUUUUGAGCAUGGUGCCUGCAACAACACGGUCAUUAAAAUGUACUCCAGCAGUAGUCUCAAGGAGCCAAAUAAACAAGCAGAGUGACUCCAUUCUUCCACAAUUCCCUGGGCCCUGGGUGGUUAUCAGAUGCCACUGAGUGGUGCUCGUGUCUUAUUGGUCAUCCAGAAACAGGAAGUGGGCCAUCAGAGUCCCAUGAGGCUGGGUGUUAAUCUGGAGAGGACAGACAGAAUGAUUUAUAAACACACAGGCUCUUCUAUGCCUUCUUCAUCCCUCUUUCCCUCAUCUCUCCUACAAUCUUUCCCUUUCUCUUCACUCCUUUUUCCUCCUCAGAAUGUUUCUUUAGUUGAAUCACCACAUUUUUCUGAAGCAACAUCAUUACAUAGUUACUCACAUACACUACUCUAACACAAACAACUCCCUCUCAGGCACAGCUCAAACACAAACAGAGCAGGCCAGUCAGUGCAUGCGUUCACCUCGAUCAAUCGAUUUGAGGAUUAAUCAUACCUCCUAAUCUCCAUUUGGCUUCACUCUGGUUUACUUUACUUAGGUUAACUGCUGGGGAUUACAAUAAGGCAUUAUAAGGAAGAGACACAGCACUCAAAGCAUCCUGAAUAGAAAUCUUUGGUUGGUCUACCAUGAUGUCAUGCAGUCUUAUUCUGAAGCCUCGUGAUGAGUGUUUAUGACGAUUGGAUGAACCAGGGGGCGAUCUGACUGUGUAGUCUAUCUUCCUUUCGAUAAGCUCGAUAAGCUAAAAUUUACAAAAUGGACUUCACAUCUGACACAAAGAUAGCGACUAAGCUCAUUAAUUCAUCAGAGAGGUGUUUACUGAGGUCCCAUAGAAGGUUUAAAUGUGGGCUUCAGUCUUCAGGCCUGAGAACUACACCUGUCUUUGACUCUGUCUAUUGCUGUGGUUGAAUAAAAAAAAUAAAAGAAAACCCUCAUAACUUGUUUUCCUCAUCACUUUACCUUAGCUUCAAUAGAAAGCACCAAGGGAGUAAAGAAAAGGUGUGAAGAAGGUAUAAGGCAUCUUUGGGAUACAGCAGACUCGUGUAAAUAGCAUCCACCAUCACAUUAUUAACCUGUGAGGACUUUAUUGGUGAUGACCCGUAUCCUCUCUAACCCUGUUUUUGCCUUUCUCUGAAAUAUAGGAUUAGGACUGGUAUCAUCACUGAUUGAUAAUGACUUACACCUCAAGGGGUUAAACUGAAAAUGCAACUUAAGCAAACUGAACUUUUUUUAAACCUAGGGCAGAUUUUCCUUAUCCAUAACUUGAACUGGCAUGGCGUUAAUUCAGAGGCAUCAAACCAAUCUCUGAGUAGGUUUCAGGUGUUUUAAUAGGCUCAAACGCACCUCAGCUGAGUGGAAACCUGUAUUAUUGUUUUUCUUGCAUAGUGUGUUCAGUUAUACAGUUUAAACAGACACUGGAAUAGUUUUUAGGGGUCUAAUAGUCUAUAGGGACAUACCCAAAACAAUGGAAGGAGCUCCAGUGGUCCCUGAGUGAGCACAUUAACUGGUGAGAUAUUGUGUACUGCUAUUCUUAUUUUGAUUAAAUAACAGUGAUUAAAUUGUUGCUUUUAAAGAUGAAUAAAGAAGAUAUAUAUUUAACACACACAUAUGUUUAAGGUGUGUGUGUGUGUGUGUGUGUGUGUGUGUCACAACUGUGUUUUGACACAAACACACUAGUAACACAAACUCUCUUCAAUUUUGGAUUUUGGGCAAGGGAGACAGAUAAUUAUGGGCUGGAACAGUUUCCCACGACAACAGAAAAGCGCAAGAGAAAUUUAAACAUUUAUUUGUUCUACACCAAACGGAUGCUUUUCUAGUAGUUUUAAGUGAACAGAUCUAAUAUAUACUGCAAACUGAUUGAACUUUUCAGUCUUUUAUAAGACUGGACUUUUAAAAAUGUACCUGCCUGUAGUCUAUCCUUCAAGCUAUGGUUGGCGAACAUAUUAGUAUUUACUUAAUCACAUAGUAUUAUAAUUAUUUCAGAGUGGGGAAUGGGGGGAUGGUACCAACUAACAGUUUUCCCUCCAUUUCUAUAUUUGAGCUAAGCUAAACUUAGCUAAGUAAAUAAACUGUGGAAUCAGAGCACUUGCUAAAUUAUCUGUUUCAUUUUUCCUUCCUCAAACACACAGUUUAGUUAUAAACGGUCUUAUAACCACGGCUUCUUUUUAACCAUCACUGUGAUAGGGAAGUGGACAAAAGAUAAAAAAAGCUCAGAGGAAGACUAGGUAAAGAAGUGCAGUAAAUGGCCUCUGGGAUGGAUUAAAUCCGGGCCUCUGCUUUAGCUUAAUGACAUAUAGAUUGCCUAAACCAGUGUUACUAUGGCCUCUUGAAUAUGCUACAUUUGAGUCUUUGGGCCCAUAACCUUAGAUUUAGCUUGCACAUCCCGUUAGCUUGGAUCCUCACAGUUUUAAAUUGGUUUAUUUGUCAUAGUAGCUUAGAUUUAGCUUCUUUCUUUUUUUCUUUUUAAUAACCGUAUGGUUAGCUUUUAGGUCUUAUUAAAGUUAGCUUAGCUUAUCUUAAUAGCUUAGAAUUAGCUUCUUGGUUCCAUUUGGUUAAAAUUAUAGAGUGCUUGUUAGAUAAAAGUUGACAUCUUUUGUUUUUUUAUUAGAUUUUUCUCUAAAUCUUAAAGUUGCUUUUAUAUAAGUUAGCUUGAUUCAGUUUUUAUUUUUAUUUAGCUUAUAUUUUAAACCGUUAGUUUAGCACCUAGAUCCUGAUGCACACAAGACAUUUAUAUUUAGGUAUGCAGCCCACAGGUUCUAGUGAGGCAAUAGCCAUGUAGUGUGUGGUACAGUCAGUUUUGCUAUCUUGAUAAAACUAUGUGCUGUAUUACUGAUCCAAACUAUAUUUAAAAUACGAUUUUAAAUAUGAUUUCAAGCUCAUGUCCGCUUUAUAUUCUAUCUUUGUAUGAAUAACUACUCGUGAGGAGCUGAAUUAGGAUGCCAUGCUCCCUAAAGUCCACUACUUUCUGAUUGACUGACCUUUUUAUACGUAUGGAAUGGCUUAUUACUGAACAUAUGAAUCUGAAGCACUGGUGAAAUAUACAGAUAUCACUGAAGAUUUCCAUAAUACAAGUAGCUUCUCUCAUGCACACAGCUCUGCAGCAUUAGGACAGAAAGGUGAGUUAAUUUUUCUAGAACAGAGCUGCAGGUCAGACCAUCCUCGGCACCUGAUUCAGACACUGCAAAGGGAGAGGAUUUCCUCGCCGCCUCAUCGUCCCUUUCUCUCUGUGAUCUCAGAUACAUCUAAUGCCAUUCCGAUGACACAUGACUCCCAGGAAACCCAGCUGUAGGCAUCUGCUACUGAAGUGGGAGGAGCUACACUUUCACCUUUUGGUUAAACCUGCAGCAGCUUAUACUCAUCUUUUAGAUAUGAAAGCUAAAUCAAGAAUAUACAGAAUGACAUCAGGGAUCCGAAACAAACACGUAUUUGCAAUAGUGCAGGGAAGGUCACCUUCCUAGGUCAUCAAUAAUCCGUCAAAUGUCUAUAAAGAAGUCUCACUGGUCUUAAAAGUAAUUACUGCUACAACUACUGUUAACACUUGUUAUUUAGCAUUUAAAUCCCAAGGAUAAAACAAAAUGCCAGGUUUUUGUACGGUAAUUAUAUUAUCCUUGAAAUAUUAUCCUCCUGAGAAAAUUAACAAACUCAGCAUAAUUCCCCAGAAGGGAGACAGAAACUGGCAACCUCCAUUUUUAUCCUCGUGAAGUAACUCACCAAGCUCCAUCACCAUCAGGAGCAAAGAGUUAGUGGAUGUGACAGUGUAACAAUGCAAGAAAUGCAUAAAUAUAGCAUUACAAAAACAAAUAUGUGCAUUUUCUUUUACUGCAGUAACAUUAUGAAUAUUUCAUUCCUUUUAAGAGAUUAUGACUGGACCGGAAACGCCAACAUAUGUCUGCAUACGUCAGAGUUAUUUCUGUUUUACCUCACCCAGUUUGGAUUGGUGAAGUAUUUGUUAAUGUUUCAGCUUGCAAGGCUGAAACAUUAACAAACCUGUUGUGUGAUAACAUGCUUAACGGGAAAAAAAAAGCCUUUUACGUUUUUAACUUUCCCUAACCUCCAAUUGGUGAUCCUUAACCUUUUUCAGUACGUCACCAGUCCUUCUGAAAGUGGUCCCCCGAGCAGUCAACAAUAAUCGGUUUAUUGUUCACAUUAGGACCACAUGCAGCAUCAUGAGACAUCUUUCUCCCUGCGGCUUCAAAAUCCGUUUCUCAGCAAUUGACUGUUUUCAAUAAUUCUCUCUUUUUCUGUUUAUGUCUCCUCGCCUUUCUUUAUCCUCUUCCUCACUGUUCUGCUCCUCUUCCCUUCCUCUCUCACCUUUGGACUUGUUAUUGUUUAUUUCUCAGUCCCAGACUUGCUCCUAAUUUUAUUAUCCUUUAUUUCCUGCCUUUGACUCUGCCAAAACUCCCUACUUAUCUGGCUCACUAGCCCUCUUUCUCCUAUCAGUUCGUUUUCAUACCUACUGCCUCCACCCUGAUGGUCUAACCAAACUUUAUCUCUCUCCAUCCUCCCUCCCAUUUUGCUACUCGUUCCAUCUCGCCGUUUCUCAGCCUUCCUCUCCCUUUUCCUCCCUCCCUUCUCUCUCUUUCUCUGUCUCUGUCUCUUCUCAGAUUCUCAGUGUCUCUCUAUUCACACCACAUCAACAGCUACUGUCCAGACCGAGCUUUGCCAGGGAUGUUUAUUUCAUGCUUUUAUCAUACGGCAGCCUAAUGACGCAUAAUUGCUUCAUUUGCUUAACGAGCUGGGAGCCGGGGGCCGACACAGCCGGACUCGACCUGAUCUGCCAUCAUCAAACUGAAAGUUGAGCGAAGAGGCAGAUCUGAGAGUGGGACAGACAGGCGAUAGAGACAGUAGAUGCAAGACUUUUUGCAGGAGUUUAGAUGGAAAACAGGAGCAAAAAAACCUCCAAAACAGAGUCGUUGGAUAGAUUUAUGUUGCAGCUUUUUUAAACACGCAGAUUACACUGAAAAAAUUUAUUUUUGUUAGUUAUGAAUAGAAGCAAGGUAGAAUGGAGGUAAAAGGUGGAAAAAGCUAAAAAGUACUUUAGAAGUUAAAGAAAAGUAUGUCAGGAGAGGACAACCAAUAGUUGGAGUAAUGAAUUAAAGUUCAGUAAAGUAGAUUUUAGUUGAGAGUAGAUUUCUGUACGGGAUAUGGCAUUUUGCCAGUCUUGCAAAGCAUGUAGUUGAAGUUGAGUGGAGUUAAGUAGAAAUUGGUUUUUAGAAAGACGUUUUUUAGAAGGGAACACAUCAAAGAGUUCCAAGGAGCAAAGGAUAAACUGUCUGGAAAUGGAUCUUCUCGGGACUUUCUAAAAGAAAAAGAACCUCGGGAAGUUUUAAGGAGAAAGCAAUAGAGAAGAAACUAGAAUAACCUGGACUGUAAGUCGAAGCCAUGGAGCUGCUGGAGGCAUUCUAUCGAAGGAAGCUCAGGAAGAAGCAGAAGAAAACGGAGCUGGGCCGGUCAGACGGGGCCCUGUGUCGGUCACCGUCGGAGGCCAGCGUCAACAGCCUGGCGACCGGCCUCAUCUCCAAAGUCCUCAGAUUCACCUCCAGACGCACUGAGCCGGCAUCUCGUCCUCAUUCAUGGCAUUCAUCGAAGCUCGAUGAAGGCCAGCAGGAGCUGGACCCGGGAGCAAUGGACAGCAUGAGCAGCACGUGGCACCACAACUACCACGCCAGUGUCUCGACCAAUGAUCUGUCCGGCGGAUUCGACUCUGGCUACCUGAGGAAGAGUCCGGACCAGUACAGCUCCAGGGGCAGCAUGGAUAGUCUGGACCAUCCCCAGUCCUCCCAGCUUCACUCUGGAGCUCAGCACCAGCACUCACUGGCCCACCACAGACUCAGUGGACCCCACCCGGCCUACUCCUCCUGCCACCAGCUGUCCUCAGCCAGGUCGUCCAACAGCAUUGAACACUUGCACAGCAAGAGAGACUCUGCCUAUUACUCUUUCUCCACUAGCUCCAGCAUCCAAGAAUACCACGCCUCCACCCCCUCAAUCAGCACAGAGCGCUCCAGUUCACUGGACACUGUCCCUCAGAGAGCAGGGGGAAGUGGCGAGACGCACCAGGCUGACAUGCGUUACGCCCCGUCAGUUUACGACACCCAGCAGGGCAUCUUUCAGGAGCGCGAGCUGAGCUCCAACUCUGCCGUGUUCUUACGUAACAGUGACUCCAGAAGCGGGGGCGGAGCCAGGUCAGGGAUAGGUCGAGAUCUGGAAGGUUCAGUUAGCGGGGUCUGUUACCGUGGCAGCAGCAGCAGCAGCGGUGGUGCACCGGCAUCAAACAGACACAGUGUAGGACCAAUAUGGGCCCCGGCAGCCAACCGCAGCUCCUAUGAGAACCUGAAGGGGGCGCCUGCUCCACCAAGGCGCAGUGAUAGCUAUGCCGUUAUCAGGAGCCACGAGAGACCAAAUUCCUGGUCCAGUCUGGAGCACGCCAGAUCACUACGUUCUCUGCAGAAAGGCUCCUGGCAUCACUCCAGUGGUAACGUUGCCUUAGCUAAAGGCUCGUAUGGUGCUGAGGGUCAGCUCCACACGGUGAUGGAGAAGAGUCCAGAGAGCAGCCCCACCACAAGGCCCCGUCAGGGUGGAGGCUUUCCUCAACCCCCUUCCCCUACCGGGCCUUCCUCUGGAUCUGCAGGCCCCACGCCACAGGCCAGCCGGUUUAUCCUUCCUACCAGCAUUUACCCUGUUCCCCAGCCUGAGCCACACUAUGCACAGAUGCCCAACUCCCCCAGCCCAGGCCUCUGUGGAGUCUACCCAGCCUUGGCCAAGGAGAGCAACCGGCAAACGCAACAUGAAGGAGCAACAGAGGGGCAGAGAGAUGGAAGGAUGUCAGCCACAGAAAAUGGAUACCAAACUAACACUUCAUCCUACCCCCACAGCUCUUACCCAACAGACAGGCAUCAACAGGAAGAGUCCAGCUUUGGACCCUACAACCCACGCAUCAAAACUAUUGGAGGGGGAACAGAGAGUGAGACAGUGGUCCAAAGAGCCCAGAAUCAUCAGAGCAUCCAAGAGCAGAAACAGGAUUUCCAUAUUCCCCAAAAUUACUCAGCCCCUGAAGUCAGGCGCGCAUCAUCACAGGAGAGGAGCAACCCCUACGCAGCUGUCCAGUCCUUGGGAGACCAAAACAGAUCAGUAGACCAGUCCAGCAUUCAUUCAGAGCCCAUAGCAUCUUCCAGGCUCACCCUUGGACAGGUUCCACCCAACCACUCACCUGGUCAGGCCCAGCCUCAGGCUCCACCCUCUUCUGCCUCACACCAUUCUCCCCAGCACCUCAGCGAUUCAUCCGCUCUGCACUAUCAGAACUGGGACCACAGAGAGCAGGACAAAGACAAAGAGCACCCACUGACCCGCCUGGAGCUCGCCCUUGCCGAGGUACAGCGGUGCGGCAGCCCUGAAAGCAAUGCCCCCCAAGGGCCCGCUCGCAGCCUCUCUGUUUUGGAGAAAGUCAGUCGCUUCGAACGUCAACAACGCAACGGAAAGCAGCGCAGUCACAGCACCUCACACAACAAGGCCCAUCUACGGAAUCAGAUCACAGACAAAGGCCGCAGCGCUCCUUGUGGAACAGAGGACCUCAGAAACAUGCUGGAGAGAAGCACCAAGGGCAUCAAAGUCCAAAGGACUCCGAGCUACAGAGGAGGCAGCAGUGAGCAUAUGAAACACAGAACUCCAACAGAUCCAGUUUCAGCCCUGCAGAGGAGUCGCAGCAGCUUCCAUUUAGAUGGAUCCAAGGAGGAGGACAGCAGCAAGGAUUUGCCCUGGAGACAGGAAAUCCAAGAGAUCAUGGCCCCAAUGCAGGACACAUCCACAAACAGAUCUUACAGGGACUCCUUGAAAGACGCCCAGUCUAAGGUCCUACGAUCCACCUCCUUCAGACGGAGGGACCUCACCUCAUCGGGCAGUGCCCAGCCUGCUCCAGCUCCUCCUUCUGUCUCCUCCUCUGGCAGCCAGCAGCCUCCACCCGUCCCUCCCAAAUACCACUCACUGGAGAAAAAAGGCCCCACGACCAUGCCAAAGCCACGAGGCAUUGUCAUCACGCCACAGUCACAACCUCUGGUCACUUCCGCUCACACACCCAAGGAGAGGCACUUGGUUACUCCCGAUGUUCGAGGCUCUAGCCCACCACCCCUCCCCAGCGUCCCACCCGUUGGACAGCCUCCUUCACGGCGGAUUUGUGGCCGCAAGCGUUUGACGGCAGACCAGAAGAAGCGCUCAUACUCAGAACCAGAGAACAUGAAUGAGGUUGGGAUUUCUGACCCAGAGACCAUGUCCUUAUUCCGGCGUGGAGGAGAAACCAGUGUGGCAGACCGUCGGAAGGUGUUUGAACCUGCUGCAGGUUCUGUUGGGAGUGGAGCUUCUCAGAAUGCCAUAUCAAGGCCCGACCUGCGACAAGUGCAGCAAGAAGCUCUCGCUAAGUACAUAGAGAGGAAGAGAGGCGUGAGGAAAGAUGAGGGAGGACAGAGGAGCAUCUCGAGGCCUCGCAGUGCUUAUUUUCAGCCUGAAAAUGUUAACCAUGCAGCCUCCUCCUGUUACUCAGACUCCCUCAGCCUCUCCUCCGCUUCCAGCCUGCUCUCCCUCCAAGACCAAUGUCCAGCUUCUCCUCAGGGGGAGAAGCACCCCAACUCAACUCUUCUUCCUGACCUGCGGAGCCACCAGUCUAACUUCUUCUACCCAGGCAGGGUCACCACACCGAGGCCACCAGCUCACCCACCAUCAAGCACUCCUUCUGGCUCCACUCUUGAUCAGAUCUACCAGGAUCUUGUUCCUGAAGCAGAGCUCAGGAGACACAGCCAGUCAUCCAUCAGAGAGCCGAGCCUGGGCCGUGAACAGCAAGUUGCAGAGCCUCAAGUCAACCGGGGACUGUCUAAGCAGCUCAAUGUUGCUCUGCAGAAGGCUGGGUCAGUUCACAAAACAGGGAAGUCAGCCUCAGCUGAGAAUCUCCUGGAGCGAUCCGAGGACACGCGAGCCCCCCCUCAGCACUUUCGCUCUCGUUCAUCCCCCAUCAUGGAGAGACUAAAUGAGGACUUCCUUCCAGACGAUGUCCGGAUGUUUGGCGUCUUCAUCUCGGAACAUGAACGCUGUGCUCUGGCUGCCGACAGACCUGCAAACGUCCAUGUACCAGAAGGCUUCAUCUCUCCAUCCCAGAACAGCAUGAACACCUCCCAGCCCAUAGGACCCUCUACAGGCUUCUCCCAAACACCGGUCAUUCGUAAGGAACGGCAGAGGAACAGCGAGCGCCAGCGUGCCCAAAGCACCUCCACCUUGGCAGCCUCUGUUGGCCUGCCCUACCCGUUGUCAACACCCAGGACUCAGGAAAGAGGCAGCGAUGAGUGGCAAUCAAGCGAGAGGUUGAGCCAGGCCAAUCUGGAUGGCAUCACUUUCCCUGGCAUCCAGCAAGUGAGCGUAGGCAGUGGUGAAGAAAGUAACAUUUCUGGUGUUGAAUGUGAAAAACAGAGUAGACACAGUUUGAGUGACGCCACCCUGUUACAGGACACCGCAAAGCACACUUACAGAGGCAGAGCCUCCAGUUUAGAGAUAAGAGGCGGACUUUCUGAAGAAAAUGUAAAACCAGUUUCCCCAGUGACACCAACCUCACCUAAAAGGAAGGGUAGCGGAAGCAGCACAUCCUCUCCUCUGCCGUUCUCCCAUCCGACUGUCCACCUGUCCUCACUGCGAAUCUCAGAGACCAGCCUCUUUGGCUCCGUCAGCCAACAGCAACCUCCCAAAACUUCCACAGGCACACCACUGGAGGACUAUGAUGAGGUCUUCCUCCAAAAUCCUGCACCACCUCCUUCUCCACCUUUUUCUCCUCCAGUCAGGGAGACAAACAUCACUGAGGAUUUCCCUCCUCCACCUCCUCCUGUGGAGCUGGAGCUGGAGACUAAGGAGGAGACAGUGGGAAGUUCCACUUCGGAGUUCUCCACCAUUUCCACAAGAAAGUCUUCCCCCCAGUUUUUACCAGUCAGCUCUUCUUCUGUGCCCAGUCAACUUCCUUCAAUGCAACCCUCCACCAUCACUCCAACCACCACAUCUGCCACCACAGAGGACAACCUAAGCCUUGAGUACCAGCCGCUGCCCAAAAGGGAAAAGACAUCUGAAGAGCUGAGAGUGGAGGCUCUGGCUCAGCAGUUGGUGUUGCAGGACCCCUCUCUAGCGCCCCUCUUGGACACGUGGGGAGGUAAAUCCACUAUAGAGCUAUUGGAGGAGAUCUUUCCAAACAGCAAACUGAUUGGAAAAUCACAAUGGACCCACAGAGGCAGCAGCCAAGAGGAUGACAGGACCCAGGCUGGCAUCUGCGAUCCUGCUCAGAGCACGGCGGCAGAUCACAAGAAGGAGCCCAAUCUGGAUGAAGAAGAGAAGGAUCUCAACACCAGGAAGGUGGAGCUGUGUGAAGCUCUUAGGAGCAGCGUGGUGGCUCUGAAGCGGGAGAAAGAGGCGCUGUGUGAGGAGCAGAAGCAUCACAAGGCGCUGGGGGAUAGCAUCGACACAAUGGUGCAGGACCACCUCAAAACCAACGAGAAGGACAAGUACAGCGUGUUCAUCGGUGAUCUGGAGAGGAUCGUGAACUUGCUGCUGUCUCUGUGCAGCCGGCUGUCGAGGAUUGACAGAUCUCUGCUCGCUCUGCAGAGAGACGGGCUGUCGCCAGAAGAAGCGGCUGAAGAGAGGGACUCCCUUAAUCACAAGCGCUCUCUCCUCCUUCGCCAAACCGAAGACGCUCGAGAGCUGAAGGAGAACCUGGACCGGCGGCAGCGCGUGGUCCACGCCAUCCUGUCCAGUUACCUCAGCGAACCCCAACUCCAAGACUACCGGCGCUUCGUCAGCACCAAGCCCUCCCUUCUGAUCCGCCAGCGACACCUGGACGACCUCAUACGACGGGGAGAGGAGCAGCUGACGCGAUUGGCCGAGAGCCUACCAGCAGAGCUGGCAGAGGCCAACGGCUGGCCCGCAGCAAGCCCCGUGCCCUGCUCUUCUUUGUUUCCACCACUGCUUCCACCCGCUGCAAUUAUAAGCCCUAGCCACGUGGUCAGAUCUACCACUGUGACAUCACUGUGACAUCAUGAACACGAAGGACAGGUAGCACCAUAAAAACUGAAGGAGCUUUACACGAAGGAUGCCCCAAAACAGGCUCCGCCCAUUUUGAAUUGACUAUGCAGACUUCACACAUGAAGAAAAGCCUUUAAUGUGCCUCUUUCUGUUCACGCCUGACUGCACAUUAGGCCUCUGUUCACCUCAAUGCCAGCAACUAGACAAUAUUUCUAACCACACUCUGCUGGUUGAGUGAUUUUAAGGUCAGAGGAUUACCAGGAAAGUUUAUCAUCAAAUCCUUCAAAGGACAAUUCCAGCAUGGUGGAUGAUUUUCUCCAUUUUUUUAAACACUUAGACCUCUUCUGCUUUUUUUUUUGUUAUAUAUAUCCUGCUUCAGUGAUGGAUUAAACAUGGCCAAAGUUUCACUUUCACAUAGGUUUUUCUACUCUGGGAUCUGUAUGUGUCAUAAAGACGGGAUACCCAGUGUUUCCCACACAUAUCCUUCUUACCCAUUUCUCAGUUUGUACUUCCUCACCUCUUCUUCUUGCAUUUUAGUUCCUUCCACCAGAGAACCGAAAAGAGAAAGUGAGGAAGAGACACAAAGAAAGGGGAAGAACAAAAUGAGGCACUGCUGCUUUAAAGCAUUCUCUGUUACACAUGAAAUGUGGCAUAUAGUUCCUACUGAUGUAUUUUACACAGCAAGCCUUCAUUUUCUUAUCAAAAAAAAUCCACAAAAAAGGAGUGCUGGAAGUGCAAGUAAUGAGAGGUAGAUGAAGAGACAAACAGGACUAUUUAUACACACUCAAAUGUAUAUAGUCCUGAGGCACAGGUGGGAACAGUCACACACAGGUGAAACUCAUGAGUGCAGGGCAGGCAAUCUCAAAAGUGGAAGUAAAACCACAACGAGACACACAAAGACACACAAAAGACAGACGUAGCUUCCAGGUUUAAAAAGUAAUGUCAACACACAAGUGCCUUAAAACUGCUGAGACCUGUGUAAACAUUUUCCUGAUGAGUUUAUGGGCUCAGUCACAAAAAAAAUCAAAGCUUCAAAACAUGUGACACCACGGUGGCUACAGAAAACGGGUCAUAGCCAAUUACAUAAAGAACACUGAAGCAGAAACGCAUAGAAAGAACAGGAAAAUAACACGCUGGAUUUAUGAAUGAAUGCUUCAGUGUGGAGCUUUCAGGCAUAAAACACUUGUGUAUCCUCACUCUGCUCUGACCUCCAGAUGUUUUUUAGAAACUGGGACAUUCUUCAAGAUGGUUCUGUUAGACUGAUUUCCAGGUCAGGGCAGGAGGAGAAUGCACAAAAUAGAGCAAUGAAAAACCCUGUAGACUAUGUGUACUCAGGUUAGGGUUAGUAUAGUUAAUAUACCAUCCAUGGUAUAGUUACUAGUGGACAAUCUCCUUGCUUUUCUAUUCUGAUUUCAUUCAGCUGCUUCUCUGUAAAGGGUGUUAUCCUUUGUUUAGAUGGACUUAAACUCCACCACCUGCAGUUGUUGCAAGAGAAAGAGCUAAAUCCACUUGUUACAGGCAGAGUUGCCCCAGUAUAAGACAAAUAAAGAUUAUUUUAAACUGUGAAUUAUGCAAAGCUACUCUAGUAGAGCCCAAGAAUAAAUCAUAUGGAGGUAAAUUAAAUAUUACUACACUGGAAUUGUCCUUUAACUGACUGGUGAUACUUUCAGGAGCCUCAAACAUUCAGACCUUCCUCCAUGAGGUCUUUCUAUCUGAUAGCUGGUGCACGUGAGCAGUUAUCUCCCAAAGAGAAAGCACCACCAUCUUUAAAAGAUCAUCAUCUUCUCCAUCUUUCCACAGAGCCUGCCUCACUCUCACAUCACCUUAACCUUAAUGAACACCAAAAUCAGAGGGACUACGAUCUCGUUUCACUGUUUCACUGGACAGAAAGCAAAAAAAUCCUGAAGACGAGCUGUAAUCGUCACUGUCAUGUUAAACUGUAACACAACUACUGCCACUGCUGUCUGCACAUCUGCAGCUUGUAGCACUUUGUAGCAGUCCCACUGCUGUUUGCAGCAGAAAUCACACUGACCCAUAAACACUGUCAUAUGCCUCUCAUCAAGUCUGACGCUUCAUGAGGAAAAGUUCCGAUUCCAAAGACUUUCACAGGCUGAGAUUUCUUCCAGAUUUCAUCUUGGUUCAAUUUUGGACUUUGGAGGGGGUUUUUAUGUCAGAAAUGUUGCCAGCUACAGUAGUCACCUUAAAAUCCACUGAUUUCCAACAGAUAUCAACUUAAAAAAGAAUAAUCGGAAAAAUAACCCAAAGAUAUUUAACUUUGUGAUGCUGAGAAGAAGCAAACCUUUACAGUUGAGAGGUUGUAAUGUUCUAACUUUCGGAUCAUUUAUAGAAACAUUUUCAGUUCCAGGAAACCUUUAAAUUAACAAUAUGUUUCCCACUAUGUAACAUGACAUUUUAUUUUAAUUAUCCUUCUUUCAGAACGACUUUCAGUUUCAUAGAAAACUGAGAAACAUAUUUUUAAACUCCUUUCAGUCCAGCUCUCUCAGAGAAAAGAAAGACCCACACUGUAAAACCUUUAGAUGCCAGAUUUGCCUGUGCAUCAGUUUCUUCUCUUAUCAAUCCAUUCAUUCGUUUUCUGCCACUUAUCUGAGUGCAGGCUGUGGGAGUAGCAGUCUGAGCUCUCCUCUCCCUGGCCCCCUCCUCCAGCUCUUCUAUUAGCCAAGACAUCUAAUCUCUCCAGUGCAUCCCGGGUCUGAACCAGGCCUCCUCGCAGUUGGACAUAACAUAAAACACCUCAUUUAGGUGGAGGAGGCAUCGUAGUAUGUCAUUUAACCUCAGCUCUUUCUCCCUCUCUGCCUGAUACUGAAAAUACCCGUAGCCUUACUCUGUGUCGAAUCCAACAUCCCUGUGCUGACGUUUUGACACAAAUUCAACUGGUGGCUGUUUUUUUUUUAAUUGUUAAU
Molecule: messenger RNA, 15104 nt
Organism: Haplochromis burtoni (Burton's mouthbrooder)
Lineage: Eukaryota; Metazoa; Chordata; Actinopteri; Cichliformes; Cichlidae
Gene: shroom3
Product: shroom family member 3
Exons: 24
Coding region: 6529-12192 (1887 amino acids)
Biological process (GO): actin filament organization
Cellular component (GO): apical junction complex; apical plasma membrane; adherens junction
Molecular function (GO): actin filament binding
Source: RefSeq, a predicted model, not a curated record